Pelecanus crispus (Dalmatian pelican) is the source of this 2160-nucleotide messenger RNA. The record is from RefSeq and is a predicted model, not a curated record. Lineage: Eukaryota; Metazoa; Chordata; Aves; Pelecaniformes; Pelecanidae.
CAGCAUCCAAGUGCCGAAGUGAGAGAGUACGCCUGUGCCAGUAUUUCCAAGCUGUUGCAGCAGAAGCACGUAAUCCCAGCCUUUCUGCAGAGAGACGUCGUCCGGUGUUUAGGACCGUUGUUGAUGGAUCACAGUUUAGCUGUUCGCGAGACAGCCGCAGGUGCCCUCCGAAAUCUGAGUGCUUGUGGAGGAUUUGAAGUCUGUGAUGACAUGGUGACAAAAGACAUCAUGACACCCCUUGUGGCACUUCUGAAAGAGUGUAGCACUGGACUAGAUGCUAACCAGCUCUCUCCAAAGAAAUGCAGAGAGAUGAACAAAAAUUAUAUUGAAGACAUAGCCAAUGAGGCUAUUAAUUUGCUGUGGAAUGUAUGCGAAUGCAACAGUAUCGCAGUAUCCAUAUUCAAUAAAGAAGGAUGUCUGGAGGCAGUGUUACAUUACAUGAAGAAGUUUUCCACGAAUGUGGAUCUGGCUAUUUCAGUAGCAAACUGCUUGCAGGCAGUGACGGAAGAUAAUCCAGAUCUUCUUUCUUCAUUCAAUGCUUCUGCACAACAAGUGUUGGAAACCGUGAUGUUGUGUCCAGAGAGCACAAUGAAGCAUAUCCUUCUGAGAACGCUGAUAGCAGGCACUAUCUGGAAUAUCAAAGAUACCAUUCCACCAGGCAGCCUGGGAAGCAUGGUUAAUGCAAUCCUGAAGAUUUUUUCAGAAUCAUUAGCAAUAGAUGCUGGUGAAACAAUUAUUCGUAUGAAUGAAGCUGAAAAAAACAGGUUAAGACUUGCUGCGGAGGCAGAAACUGAGGAAAACAUGAGUGAUGUUAUAGACAACUGUGUUGUGAGUGAAGAUGAUGACAUGGAAGAAAUACCAAAAGGAAAAGUCAGAAGAGAAAAUGACAUUUCAGACCUACUUCCAUCUGAUAAGUGGGAACUGAAAGAAGUGACAGCUUUACUGAUGGCUCAGCAGACUGCUCUGGAAAUCAUUGUUAAUAUGUGCUGCAGUGAAGAUCCCUCUGAUGACGAAUGGGAAGAACUCUCCAGCAGUGAUGAAAGCGACUUGUUUAUGGAAAACUCAUACAAUGAGGGGGGUGGGCUGCUAAUGUCACCCCUGUGCCUCUCUGAUGAAGUUAACUCAGCGUUUCUGAACAACCUCAUUCCAAAGAAGAUUCUUGAAAAAACUGCUUUUCCGAACAGUGUUGCUCUAGACAUCUGUAUGCACAAUCCGUCUUGGAAACCAUUAAUUAAAAAACUGAAUGCAGUGCAGUGUAGAGCUUUAACGUGUCUUCAUAGCAUUUUAUUAGUGUCAGAUGUGGAUUGUCUUGGAGGAGCUUCAGCACUUCAGUCCCUUGCACAGCACCUCUCGCAGCUAGUCUUUUCUAAAAUGGAACUCCCUACAGACACAGAAUUCUUGGAAGCCAUAACCAGCGCUUUGAGGGCUCUCCUACAAACAAUGGCAUCAAAGAACAUCUCCCAGUGUAUGACUCCUGAACAGCUAUUGGCUUUAUGUGAAGCUGGUAUUCACAGCAGCAAUGCCAGUGUUAGAGUGAACGUAGUGAGCAUCCUUGGAAUUUCUGGCAGCGUCCUGGCAAAAGGACAAGAUACAGCUGAAACACUAAAGAUGAUUGGAAAAUUUCUUCUUGAGGUUGCUACGAAGGAAUCUUCUCUUGUGGUAGCAGGGGAAGCCCUGGAUGCACUUUUUGAUGUAUUUGCAGAUGGUAAAGAAGCAGAAAAGGCGGCGGUACAGAUCAAGUUGCUUGCAGCACUGAAAGAAUUUCAGCCAGUGUUCAAAACGAGGAUGCGAAAAGAAGGCAAAGGACAGUAUAGUACAGACCAACUGUGUGUUCUUGACAAUGUGAAGAUGAAUUUGAGAAGAUUCAUUGCAUAUCAGGAGACACUAGGGAAAACCCCAACUUGAAACAUCGAGGAACUUUAAACUAAGGUUUCCCUUACUGAAUAACAUUUUCCAAAAAUAUAACCGUUUUGGACUUCUAAAAUUUAUUGAGCAGAGCAGUUUUGCUUUCAUGUUAAUAGUGUGGUUUUUUAUGUUCAGUAUUUUUAUACUUCUGGGUUGAUGCAAUAUGAAAGUCACAUCAGCAUAAAAAAAAAUUGCAUACUUUGAGAUUAAGUAUUAGCAGUGAUAAGAGUGUGCUCUUACAGUCCUGAGGUCUGC